CAGCAUAAACACAGCCCGACACAGACACUCCCAUCUCUCUCGAACGCUUUGUUAUUAUAAAUUCAAUAUGGACCCCCGUGUAAUGUCUCCCUACUUGACCGGUCUGUCCACCGACGAGCUCGACAUCCACGACAUCGACUUUAUCCCGCCGUCACCACCACCGCCCGCCGACCUCGAUUUUAACGCCAUCGACUUCAGCGGCGACCUCUUCCCUCAUACUCCAUCGUAUCAAGGGUCUCCGUAUUCCCUUCAUUCAGAGCUCUCCGACGAACCGCCCACCGAGUACAAUCCUGCAGACUUUGACCCUUCUCCUUCAGGCUCUUUGCUCAUGAUCAACGACUACCCAGCCUAUUUCGACGCCCCAACGCCAUCCGAGCACUCCCAUAGCCAGUCGCCUCACCUUCCCCCGGCCAACCUCGACGUCGCGCAGAGCUUCGAGAACAUGAGUUUCCACAGUCCUGGCUGGGGUAACGCGCCGCUACCUGAAAGCGGGAGUAGCGGAAAACCUCCCAGUCCACCGAGGCUGCUCAUGCCGGAGGAUCAAACAUUUGGUGUUCCCCCACCGACGAUAAAUGCGCCAGAUGGCGAUGGUUCGGGAGGCGGACCGCAUUUGCGGAUAGUGCCUGCGACGCCGGUGAGUGGCGGGAAUGCCGCACAGACAAACAUGGGCGAUUACGGCCAUGCUCAACGCCCAAACCAGUCAUAUACUCCUCCUCCUCCCCAGCCUUCCCCGUCUCUGCUCCCUCCCCAGUCCCAAUCCCAGGCCCCGUCCCAGCAGCCCUAUUCUUUCCCCCCCAGACCCCCAGGCUCCCCUCAGCAUUUUCUUCAUCCUACCCCAGGUCGGUCACGCUCCAAAUCCGAUUCUUCCCCCGUCCAUCCUACGUGGGAUACUCUAGGUCUUGGCGGCAUGGGUCUCGGUCUUUCAGGCGUCCCGUCCUACGCCAAUCCUCCGGACGAGGCGGUAGACACUUCCCAGUUCCUCAACGGUUUCCUGUCUCCGUCAGAUGAUGGUAACGUUGUGUCACUCAGACGGAGCAAAAGCGACAUCGGCAAUCAGCCUGUAAGAGGUCAUGUAAGGGGCAGCAGGAGUGAAGAUAUGCAUGGCGGAGGUCUUCUAGCCCCCCCUGGCUCAGAAUUUGGUCAUUAUCUCAGCGUCGGGUCUGGUAUGAACAUGAAUAUGGGCAGCGGAAGUCUAAUGGCUGGCAUGGGUAUGGGCGGAAUGGAAUCUCAUCGGGGCCGACAUGUACGCCGUGCCUCGAGUGGCUCUCGCAGCGAGCGAGGUGCCAGCAUCUACGACGGUCCCUCUGCUUCAUCAAACCGUGGCAGCCCGUAUCCAUCUCCCAAUGUGUCACCACGGGGACGAUACACUGAUCUCCAAGAUCCGAGUGUCAUGGCUAGCGUACCUACGGUGAAUGUCGGCGGUCAAACAUUCCCCUUGGUGGUCAGUAAGCAGAACGUAACAACUGGUAGGACCGCCAAGGCUAGUCAUAACCGGCGGAAACAAGAUGCAACGUUUAUAUGUCCAGUUCCCGGGUGCGGAAGUACAUUUACAAGAAGCUUCAAUCUCAAGGGCCAUAUACGCUCUCAUAACGAAGAAAAACCAUUUGUCUGUCCAUGGCCCGGAUGCGGUAAAGGCUUCGCACGACAACAUGAUUGCAAGAGGCAUGAGCAGCUGCAUUCCAACUAUCGACCUUUCUCAUGCGAGCCCUGUGGAAAGAUGUUUGCCAGGAUGGAUGCUCUCAACCGACAUCUAAGGAGCGAAGGAGGAGCAGAGUGUGCUAGAGCCCUAGAAGGUCGGGGACCGGAGGGCGGGACAGGGUCCACACCGCCUGUAGCAAACACCAACGGUGGGGAGACCCUCAAAGUCGAAGCGGACUGGGAUGGUGGAGCUGGACUUGCUUUAGCCGUAUAGCAGGACAAGGAGUUUUCUGUUUCUUCUCUUUCGCUUUCGUUCUCUUCUACGGAUUCUUGAUACCUAUUUAUUGACUUUUUCUGCCUACUUGUGUAGAUUACUUACGUGCUGGUCUGGCUUUGCUUUUUGUAUUGAAUAUCUGAACUCGAAUCAUGAAGAUAUUACAUCUCACAACAGGCUUCGAUAGAAGAUGCCCUAAUGUUCAGGCUGCAACUAUGAACUCAAAAAUUUGCACAAUGCAUCCUGUC
Messenger RNA from Desarmillaria tabescens, 2160 nucleotides. Its product is annotated as krueppel-like factor 16. Bases 68 to 1912 code for a protein of 614 amino acids. Gene Ontology annotation, biological process: regulation of transcription by RNA polymerase II. Gene Ontology annotation, molecular function: RNA polymerase II cis-regulatory region sequence-specific DNA binding; DNA-binding transcription factor activity, RNA polymerase II-specific. NCBI's taxonomy places the organism in Eukaryota, Fungi, Basidiomycota, Agaricomycetes, Agaricales, Physalacriaceae. The transcript is spliced from 3 exons. The record is from RefSeq and is a predicted model, not a curated record.